GCCUGCGCCAAGCGCCGGAGCCCUGGGGUUGGGCAGAGCCUAGUUCCGUGCAACUUUCAAGUGAGUUGCAAACUCCGCCCCGAGGCCGGUAUCCGUGGCAGGGCCCGCUGAGACCGCGGGGACCCGAACGAGCGAAGGCCGUGAUCCCCACCCGCGGCCCAGGACCCGCAGCAGCGCCACGGCGAGAGCCGAACACCUGGUUCCCCGCAGCAGGAAGUGCAGGGCUGAGCCGUAACUGCCCCAGGAGCGCCGCGGGGCGAAAGAACGCGCCCGCCCUUACCGGCUCGCAAGUCGGUUCCUCCGAGCCCUGGCCUCCUCGCUUCAGCCCACGGGUCUCCCCACUCUUCAGGCUCCGCGCACUGCUGAGUGAGGGGGUGGCGGGCUCCGCCUCUGCCAAGGGGCAGCCCGAGCGCCCCUCUGGUUCCUGCACUUCCACUAAUUACCCCAUCCCAGACCCGCGUGAGCGUCCCUCUCUGGUCAUCUUCUUGCGGAGGUUCCCCCUUCGUGCCGAGGCUGCAGGAUGGUGUCCUGGAUACUCUGUCGCCUGGUGGUGUUGGUGUUUGGGAUGCUGUACCCAGCGUAUGCUUCCUACAAGGCUGUGAAGACCAAAAACAUUCGUGAAUAUGUGCGAUGGAUGAUGUACUGGAUAGUCUUUGCACUGUUCAUGGCGGUGGAGACCUUCACGGACAUCUUUAUCUCCUGGUUCCCUUUCUACUAUGAGAUCAAGAUGGCCUUUGUACUGUGGCUGUUGUCACCUUACACCAGAGGGGCCAGCCUGCUUUACCGCAAGUUUGUCCACCCGUCCUUGUCCCGUCAUGAGAAGGAGAUUGACACCUGUAUUGUCCAGGCCAAGGAGCGCAGCUAUGAGACGGUGCUCAGCUUUGGGAAACGGGGCCUCAACAUUGCUGCUUCAGCCGCUGUGCAGGCUGCCACCAAGAGUCAGGGUGCUCUGGCCGGAAGGCUGCGGAGCUUCUCCAUGCAGGACCUGCGCUCCAUCCCCAAUGACCCUGCUCCCACCUACCAAGAUCCCCUCUACCUGGAGGACCAAGUCCCUUGCCACAGGCCACCCAUCGGGUACCGGGCAGGGGGUCUGCAGGACAGUGACACCGACGAUGAGUGUUGGUCAGAUACCGAGGUAGUCCCCCAGCCACCUGCUCGACCCCGAGAGAGACCUCUGAGCCGCAGCCAAAGCCUGCGUGUGGUCAAAAGGAAGCCGCUGGCGCGGGAGGGUACCACCUCGCGUUCCCUGAAGGUUAGGACAAGGAAGAAGACCAUCUCUUCGGACAUGAACAGCUAGGGUCUGUGGAGCCUGGUCCAGUCUUACCUCUCUUGCCUUAUGAGGCGCUGGGGGCUGUUUGGAAGAGACCUCUGGUGGCACGUCUGAUCUGUCUAAGGCAGCUGCUCAGGCUCUGUCCUCCUGGCUCCCAAGCUGCUGGGGCCAUGCACGGGGCUAUACCUGUAAUGUACCAAAGCGGGCUGUUCCCAGGAUUCUAUUUAUUGCCUUUCUCCUCCUUCUCCCCUCUUGGGUGUGUGGGACCAGAGCCCUUCCCAAACCUCUGCAAGUGAAACCAAAAGUCCACCCAGCCAUGUUCAUUCCUUUCUGUCCUUCAAAGUACUUGACAGCCUCCUCCAAGGCCCUGUGUGUGUGUGUGUGUCCUGGUUGUGUGUCUUGUGUUGCUGAAUGUGGUCAGGUUUAUGCACGUUUUGGUAAAUAAACACAUAAAAGUGU
This is a messenger RNA of Lontra canadensis (Northern American river otter), 1729 nucleotides long. RefSeq names its product receptor accessory protein 4 (gene REEP4). Bases 521 to 1297 code for a protein of 258 amino acids. NCBI's taxonomy places the organism in Eukaryota, Metazoa, Chordata, Mammalia, Carnivora, Mustelidae. The record is from RefSeq and is a predicted model, not a curated record. Gene Ontology annotation, cellular component: endoplasmic reticulum membrane; endoplasmic reticulum tubular network; cytoplasmic microtubule. Gene Ontology annotation, biological process: endoplasmic reticulum tubular network organization. Gene Ontology annotation, molecular function: microtubule binding. The transcript has 8 exons.